Molecule: messenger RNA, 420 nt
Organism: Molossus molossus (Pallas's mastiff bat)
Lineage: Eukaryota; Metazoa; Chordata; Mammalia; Chiroptera; Molossidae
Gene: SPMIP3
Product: chromosome unknown C1orf100 homolog
Exons: 4
Coding region: 1-420 (139 amino acids)
Source: RefSeq, a predicted model, not a curated record
AUGACUGCAGCCAUCCGGCUACGAGAAUUUGUUGACCGCCGCCCAGUGAUCCCACCCAGGACAUUCAUUGUUCAUCAGGGAAAGGACCUCCAGGGCUACUACCCUGGGCAGCUGGCAAGAGUCCAUUUUGAUUACAAUGUAAAGAGAUCUGCCAGACCUCUCAUAGACUUGGCAAUUCCAUCCGAGAGAAAACGUCAAUGUCAGCCUCAAUUAGACCAACAAACUCUCGUUCGAUACAUUCAUUUUCGAAGAUACGCAAAACCUGCCGAACCGUGGUAUAAAGAAACCACUUACCAAAGAGACUAUUCUCUGCCAUUUUACACGAUUGAUUGGGACCAGAAAUUAGCCACAGUUUCAUCGAAUCCUAGACCAAUCAAUUCAGUGCCUGAGUUCCACUGUUGUGAAGAAAGGUGGCGUUGA